AUGAUGUUCGUUUACUACGAGGAUUUGGUGGAGAUUAUCGGCCCCAAAACAAAAGCCUAUCGGAAAAGCAAAAAAUUGAAGGAUGUGCCGGAGAGAUGUCUUUGCGAUGGGGAAAAUGUAAGUUGAAUUUUUUGGGGGCUUCUAUGGGACGAGGGAGGCCGGCCAAGUGCGACGCUCAGAUUUUCGGCAAAUUUUAGCAUAGAGUGACGGACCUGUUGAAGUGGCAAAAAACGUAUCAUUUGGUAUCGGGGAAGCAUCAAAAAUGUGGCAAAAUGCCUCCCUCUUCAACUAAAAAAUCUCCGUUUUGUAAGGUUUCGGAAAAAGUUCCUUAUUCUGGCCACAACAACGGUACUCCGCGAACUGCGCCCAAGCUUGGGCGCUAAAGUUAGGAAAAAACGCUUCGACCUAGCUGGCACUGGAUUACUAUAAUAGCUCUAUAGUUUUAAGGGUACCUAAAAAGGCUACGACGACUCAUUUAAUUCCAUACGGAGGCAAUAAGUUUAGUUCCGGACAUGUUUCAUCGUAUAAAGUGUAAAAUCACAGGCUGCAGCCGUUUUUGAAGGAUAAGGUGGUAGGUAAAAAAGAAGGUACCUCGCUAACUAAAUCCAGCAUUGACGACGAUGAAUUGAGCGUGCACGCUAAAUUUGGGCUAACUCCGACCAGUUUCCGCAAAGUUAUAAGUUGUGGCCAAAAUAAGGAACUUUUACCCAAAAAUGUAGCAAAAUACCUCCCUCUCCAACUAUACUCCGCGUACAAUGUUUUGACCCCCCUCCUAACUCGGCCCAAAGUGUACUAAUCCGGACCAAAUUUGGUAUAUAGUCUACUCACAGGCUAGUAACAAAAAAUAACGUAGCAGGACAUACAUUAUAGUUGAAUUGCAAAAUCUAGGAGCAAUUUUCAAAAAUCACCCUAAAAAAUCGAGGAAAAAGUUUUGACCCCCCUUAAAUAAAGUUAGAUAUCGCCAGCGGAUAUCGCCCAAACCUAUCGUAAUCGACGUCUCAUACCUGAAUACAGGUUAAUAAAUGGUUUUCCGUUGAAUCCUUCGUUGCAUUUGAGGAUUCAACGCGUUAAAGCGUUUUUGAUGUAUUCCUGCCCAAAAUGGUAAAAAUCUAGCCCUAGAGCUUUCCAAUAGCUCUAAAUUGGAUUUUUAUUACGUGAUUUAGGCCUGUAUUUACCUUCUCCUUCCGAUGAAUGCGCAUAGUGACCUGGCGGUGUAGAUUCGGCCGAUAUCCAAUUGUCAUGUCCAGCCUUGUCGACCCAUUAGCUCUCUGACCGAGGGGCUAGAUAUGGUCGUUAGGUUCUGAAUGUAAUCCUGAGACUCCUACUUACUCUCAAACAAAGAAUAAACUCCCACUGACACGAUCUCAUAUGGUUUGCAGGCGCAACUUUGCCGAUCUGCACCUUAACCAGAAAACCGAGCUUUUCAAAUGGAUUUUUACCGACGAAAAAUGGCUUGCAUUAGAUGGCCCACGUAAUUUAAGAAGCUACGGCACCCGGCGUACACGUCUGAGACGUAUCGAACGCCAAAUCGCCUGCGGGGAUGUGAUCGUCCUCGGGGGCAUCUACAGUAACGGCAAACUUAAGAUUAAGGUGAAUGAAACCCAUUACAAAACGUGUCAAAUCGAAGCAUUUUACAUUACUGAGUGUAAACAGAAGUCUCAGGAUUACAUUGAGGACCUAACGGCCACACCUAGCCCUUUACUCAGAGAGGAAAUGGGUCGCCAAGGCUGGACAUGACAAUUGGAUAUCGGCCGAAUCUACACCGCCAGGUCACUAUGCACAUUCAUCUAAAGGAGAAGGUAAAUACAGGUCUAAAUCACGUAAUAAAAAUCCAAUUUAGAGCUAUUGGAAAGCUCUAGGGCUAGAUUUUUACCAUUUUGGGCAGCUCUACAUCCAAAACGGUUUAACGCGUUGAAUCCUCAAAUGCAACGAAGGAUUCAACGGAAAACCAUUUAUUAACCUGUAUUCAGGUAUGAGACGUCGAUUACGAUAGGUUUGGGUGAUAUCCGCUGGCGAUAUCUAACUUUAUUUAAGGGGGGUCAAAACUUUUUCCUCGAUUUUUUAGGGUGAUUUUUGAAAAUUGCUCCUGGAUUUUGCAAUUCAACUAUAAGGUAUGUCCUGCUAUGUUAUUUUUUGUUACAAGCCUGUGAGUAGACUAUAUACCAAAUUUGGUCCGGAUUAGUACACUUUGGGCCGAGUUAGGAGGGGGGUCAAAACAUUGUACGCGGAGUAUAAAAAAUCUCCGUUUUGAAAGGUUUCCCUUACGAAAAGACCGGGCGCACGGCAUUCUGUACUUUUGGGACACAACCGAUCUCCGCGACUUUUUCAAUUUUUUUCGGAAUGCGCUUGCUUUUUCUUUCAAUAUCUCGCUAGCCGUUUGCGCCAGAGGGCUGAAAUUUGGCAUGGCGGUAGAGUAAAGAGCUGGCUUUCAGAAAAUAUAAAUAUUGUAAGGAACCCCGCAGCAUAAACUUCCCGAUGACAAUUGAAAAAAUUUCAUUUUUAAAAAUUCUGCAACUCAGAAGUGCAGGUUGCAUGAUCCUGACAAAAAGAGCGGGCGCUUUGGGAAUCGGAGUCCACUUGGAGAGGGAAGCAUUUUGCCACAUUUUUGAUACUUCCCGGAUGUAAAAUGGCACGUGUUUUGCCACUGGAUCAGGUCCGCCACUGUACACGUCAAAGAGAAUUUGAGUGUCGCACUUGGGACUUCCCUUAUUAAAAAUGAGACUAAAUUUCUUCAUUUCGGAGGUGUUUAGGUUGAUAAUAUUAUACUAUCAGUCUGUCGGGAAAAUAUUGUGGAUUUGUCGCUGCAAAAUACCUCGCUUGUUCGCAGUAGCGCAACAAAUUUUCAGCUGUGGUUAGUAAAGCGAUGAUGGGCGAUUCCACGCCGCGACGAAUCCACAUUAUUUUCCCGACAUUCUGAAAUUCCACUGUCAUGAACAAGAUCCAAAAUUAAGCGUCAUAAUGCCCCGUUUAGUUCUGCUUUCCCGGCUUUUCCACAAACUCCACUUUGGUGUUUGGGAAAAAGUUCUCCUGCGAUCUGCUGGACGGCCUUCGCUCCAACCAUCUGCUGCAAGAGGAUAUUGACACAGCUGACGAUAAUGCGGACAUUACGAAUGGCUUCUGGGAGCCGGUCUUUGUGACCGGCGCUUCGUCCAAUCAUUUCGAGGAGCUGCGGACAUUCAUCGAUCGAUUGCGCCGGAUCUACACCAAAAACCAAGUGAUUGUCUACGAUCUGGGGCUGGAAAACGAUGAAGUAAGUGGCGGGUUGAGGUUAUAUCUGAUGUAAAUAAUAAAUUUUUUUCAGAUCUCAGAAGUCAAAUCAUGGUGCAAUGUUGAGCUCAAAACCUUCAAUUUUUCUGUUUACCCCGAGCAUGUGGCGAAUCUUCAAACCUACGCUUUUAAAAUGAUCAUAAUUGUAAGGUUUACGAAGCAAAAAAAAAGCGGUUUUAGAAAAUCGAAAAGACUUUAGACCAUCUAUCAGUCUGUCGGGAAAAUAAUGAGAGCAAUGUCGCUGAAAUGAAAAAAAUUUGAUUUUGCUGCGACACAAUUCAUUUUCUCUGCGGCGAUGCGAUUUUCGAUGCGACAGAGUGCUCAUUAUUUUCCCGACAGACUGAUAUACAGUGGGGGACCUGAUCCAUUGGCAAAAAACGUAUCGUUUUGCAUCCGGGAAGUAUCAAAAAUGUGGCAAAAUGCUUCCCUCUCUAAGUGCAAAAACUUCGUUUUGAAGAGCGCGCGCCCUUUUUCUCACAAAGGGCGCGCUUUUGAAAUCUGAGUUUUUUCACUUGGAGAGGGAGGUAUUUUGCCACGCUUUGCGAUAGCAUUUCAAGGCGCAAUAAAUUAUUUUCCCGACAGACUGAUAUUUAUCGAUCAACUUGUACAUAGGGCAAUGGCAUGACAAAAAACGUACCGUUUUGAAUCCUGGAAGUAUCAAAAAAUGUGGCAAAAUGCCUCCCUCUCCAAGUGAAAAAUCUCCGAUUUCAAAAGUACGCCCGCUCUUUUUGUGAGGGAAAACGAAGUUUUUUCGCUUGGAGAGGGAGAUAUUUUGCCACAUUUUCUGAUACUUCCUGGACGCAAAAUGGUACGUUUUUUGCCACUGGAUCAGGCCCUCCACUGUAGUACGUACAUUCGCAUCCUUACUUUGGCUUCAAUGGGUACAUUUUUCUGACCAAAAAAACUCGUAAAUCGUCCAAAAUGAAGCCUUUCAAGCCCUUAACAAAUCCUCAUUGCACAUAUGUAUAUUUCCGUCUUUCAGGAUGCCCUACAAACCCUGAACGCCUUCUUCUACACGGACACGAGUGUGGCGUUCAAGUCGCAGGCGCACGAAGACCUCCUCGAAGCCGUAAAGUUUGGUGCGCUUCAGAGCUUUGCCACCUUCCCCUAUACAUUUCACAGUGUUGGCGCUACAACUCAUCCGGGAAUGUACGAGUACCUGCCGGUUGCAAUGGAGGCGACAAGGAUGAUGGAGCGAGUGAGCACCGCGAUGCUUGUGGUGGACUCGCCGUACACGCGGAAUGUGAUGAAGUGGUGAGUGAUGAAAAGACAUUUUGAAAAAGACAUUUUAUAUAGUUUGUAACGUAUAAAAUAUCCGUUAGGGGACAUUUUAUACGGUGAAACAUGUUUUUGAUUACCAAGGGAAGUAGUCCAAGUGCGAUGCUCGGAUUUUUUCAAAAGUUUGCACACACGUCAGUCAUGGGCCACUUAUCAAUCCCUAAAAAUUUUAGCUCGCGCUUUGCUGGCAUUGCCGAGAUAUUGAACUAUCUUUGCGGCCGAGAGAGUACGCAAAACGUGGAGAGCGGUCAGAGAAAAGACCACUUUUUGGCGGUAGCUUUACUAGCCUUGCAUGAAAAGAAAAUUUUUUUGUGGAAAGAUUACACUCUCCGGUAGAAAUAGGCAUGAAACUUACAUCAUGAACCUCCACACAACAAAUCCUUCUAUAACGAAAAAAUCUUUCGUUUCCUAGCUAUCCCCUGGCCAUAUGCUUUUCUCUAUGUCCUAGGGUCAAUUUUUACCCGAUUUCCUUUCAGGUGGUACCUCUGCGCAAUGACUUCCGCGUGCAUCUCGCCCGAGGGCUCAACCGUCGACUGUCCCAUUCACAGGCUGCGCAAAGCGCCGCGAAAGUACGCGGAUUGCCAUCGCUACGACCAGGCGUUCUGGAAUUUGAUUUACCUCGACGAUCUGUUUGGCCAAUCCCAGCACGCUGUUACCAUGGGAUUUACGACACCGUACAAACAGCUGACGGAUGACAUUGUCAACGAGGUCGAGCUCAGAUUGGGAGAGCAUUUGAAGCCGUUGUUCAAGACGACGGUCACGCUGCACAAAGGCGCCAAAAUGAAGGAGAGGUACUCGGAUAAGCCGGGGAAUUGCUCGUAG
Bursaphelenchus xylophilus (pine wood nematode) is the source of this 5367-nucleotide messenger RNA. The record is from the annotation of a GenBank genome assembly. Lineage: Eukaryota; Metazoa; Nematoda; Chromadorea; Rhabditida; Aphelenchoididae.